CGUGCAGGGGAGGUGCUGCCGAAAUUUUGUAUUGACAGUUUUAUGUUUCUUUUUUUGCAGAGAAGAGCCAGUCGGAGCGGCGCCGGAGUACCUCGGCGACCCCGAUCGCCUUCCUUGCCGCUGCGGGUCUGCCUGCACCGCGUCGCCUCGCCACUGCACCGACCCGCCACGGCCCCGCUAGCCUGACUCCACCGCCACCCUAGAGGAUGGAGGACCGUGAGUGGAUGUACACGGGCCGCGCAAGUCAGGGUCAGGUCACCAAUGAAUGGAUCGACAAGACCGAUGCUUUCUUGGAACGGGCAUUUGGCGUGGCUGCUAAAGGAGCGAGUAAAAUUUGCUGUCCCUACAGCAAAUGUGCAAACAGGAAAAGACAAACGAAGAAGGUCAUGGGGGAACAUCUUUGGAAGAAUGGAUUUACGGCGGACUAUACCCGGUGGGUCUACCAUGGUGAAGCCGAUCGUAUGAGAGAGGAGGUGGUGAGACCACGCGUCGAGGAUUAUGAUGCUGAUGCCGGGGUAGCAAACAUGUUAAAUGACUAUCACGAGGCACAGUUCGCUGAAGGACGUACGGAGGAGGAGCCAGAGGCAACCGCAAAGGCGUUCUACGACAUGUUUGCCGCGGCACAGAAACCCCUUCACGGCCAGACAAAGGUUUCUCAACUGGAUGCCAUUGGACGCAUAAUGGCUUUAAAGUCCCAGUAUAGCCUGAGUCGAGACGCCUUCGAUGGUAUGUUGACGGUUAUUGGCAGCCUGCUUCCGGAGGGUCACCUUCUGCCAAAGAGCAUGCACGAGUCACAGAAACUCCUUCGUGCACUUAAGAUGCCGUAUGAGCAGAUACAUGCUUGCCCGAAGGGGUGCGUCCUAUUUAGGAAAGAAUACGUGGAAGCAAAGUACUGUCCAAAGUGUAAAUCAUCUAGGUUCCUGGAGGUAGAUUCUGGUGAUGGCCAGAAGAGGCAGCUUGACAUUCCCGUGAUAAUCCUACGGCACCUUCCGUUCAUACCGAGGAUCCAACGGCUAUACAUGACCGAGGAAUCCGCGAAACAGAUGACAUGGCACAAAAAUGGCAAACGAUACAAUCCUGACAGGAUGGUACAUGCAUCCGAUGGUGAAGCAUGGACCCACUUUGAUGGCAUUCAUCAUGAGAAAGCUAAAGAGGCUCGUAAUGUACGUGUUGCGCUGGCAACAGAUGGGUUCAAUCCUUAUGGAAUGAUGGCUGCCCCAUACACAUGUUGGCCCGUGUUCGUUAUCCCCCUCAAUCUCCCCCCCGGCAUAUGCUUUCAACGACAGAACGUAUUCUUGUCGUUGAUAAUUCCUGGACACCCGGGGAAUAAUAUGGGUGUGUUCAUGGAGCCUGUGAUUGAUGAAUUGGUCCGUGCUUGGGAGGAAGGGGUAUGGACAUACGACCGAGCUACAAAGAAAAACUUCAAAAUGCAUGUUUGGUACCACUACUCCCUGCAUGACUUCCUGGCGUAUGGGAUAUUCUGCGCCUGGUGUGUUCACGGGAAGUUCCCAUGCCCAGUAUGCAAGGAAGGUCUGAGGUUCAUUUGGUUGCAGAAGGGUGGCAAGGAAUUUCUUCAUGAAUUCUGGCGUCAAUCAAGGGAUCCUACCCCACAGCAGGAGGAGCAGGUGCCCCAGGAGGACGCCGAGGAGGCGCAGGAGGACGCGCAGGAGGAGGCGCAGGAGGACGCGCUGGAGGAGGCGACAGCAGGGGGUUCCGCUUCCUCUAGUUCGUCCAGCGUCUACUUGCGAGGUCCCGCGAGCCUCCCUCAGCGACCGAUACCUCGUGAGAGACGCCCGCUGAUUCGACCCGAGGGGGAAAAGAACUGGACGAUUGUGGCGAGUGGAGGUGCUCACACACGCCAAGUCAAUGGCAUCCUCGGUCUUCUGUGCAAGGAGCACUUCCCUGGCCUGGUUGAGUACGCCGGAGUGACGGGGCCGGCCUACUCGUUUGACCACUACGCCGCUGCCCCCGAUGCUGCAGAUCGGGCCCGCAGGGUAUUCAACAACAAGGCGGAGCGGGUGAAGCAAGAGCUGUGGGAUUUCUUUAGAUGCCAGGACAGACAUGAGGCCAGGGCGGAUGCGGUGGCUACCAAAUGCUGCAAAAAACUCGUCGCGGACAUGCAUUACGAGGCGCGCAUCCAGGCCGUCGUAACUUACCACGGGACCGUCGUUGGAACGAAGGUCACCAAAAGGGACGCAAGAACCAUGACGCUGACCCGGGACCAGUACCUGCAGAUGAUUCCUUAUUGGUGCGCCGCGCAUCCCCAGUGCUGGGAACAGAUGGUGGACAAGUGGUGCUCACGCGAGUGGGAGGAGACGCACAACUUGUGCCGGGAGCGGCGUUUGAUGAUGCCAGGUGUAGCACACCAUCAAGGCAGCCGCAACCUCAGCGGAUACGCACAAACAUGGUCGGCGUCACAUGGUGGCCAGCCUUGCUCCAUCUUCAAGGCAUUUGCUAUGGCCCACAAGGGCAAGGCGACGUCCGACGUCGACUACAACCCGGAGGACGGGCCCGAGGCGUACAGCAAUGCGACCGUCCACAACCGCCUUAGUGAGUACACAUCGAUGGCAAGGGAGGUCCAUGGGCCAGAGUACGAUCCGAUCACCGAGGACCUUGAUGGAGAAGUCGUCAUGAGGGUGGGAGGAGGCAAGAAGCAUGGGCGAUACUGGAUUGGCGACGGCGCAAUCGACUCGGCCGCUACUCCCAGUCUCUCCCAGAUUCGAGCAAGCAGCACGAGCACGAGCCCGGCCAUACGACCUCGGAAGGACACUUCACACCACCGAGUGGAGGCACUCGAGGCCCAGCUGGAACAAGAGAGGAGGAUACGGGAGCAAAUGCAGGCGACGAUGGAGAGGGUGGAGGCCGAGCGGGAGGCCGAGCAGCGGAGGAUGGUGGAGAUUCUUCAGUACAUGCAAAGUAUUGGCGCCGCUACGGGUGUAGCUCCGCCACCUUCGCUAUUCGCUCCACCUCCACCUCCUCACUAUUCUACUCCUAAUCAAUCGGCGGCAUCGAACGAUCCUCAUGCUUCAGCGAAUCCUUCACCAAAUCAGUUUCAUUGACCAUCUUGGUGAUGAUACUUGUGGUUGUUAAUGGUACUUCUAUUUGCAAUUAUGGUUGUAGAUGAUGGAGCACUUGGAUUACUUGUGAACUUAUUUGUGAUAUAUUGUGAGACAUGUGAUGUUUGUGAUA
This is a messenger RNA of Phragmites australis (common reed), 3189 nucleotides long. RefSeq lists its product as uncharacterized. Bases 207 to 3059 code for a protein of 950 amino acids. The transcript has 10 exons. Lineage: Eukaryota; Viridiplantae; Streptophyta; Magnoliopsida; Poales; Poaceae. The record is from RefSeq and is a predicted model, not a curated record. Gene Ontology annotation, biological process: transposition.